Molecule: messenger RNA, 2555 nt
Organism: Orbicella faveolata
Lineage: Eukaryota; Metazoa; Cnidaria; Anthozoa; Scleractinia; Merulinidae
Product: protein Wnt-3a-like
Biological process (GO): neuron differentiation; multicellular organism development; cell fate commitment
Cellular component (GO): extracellular region
Molecular function (GO): cytokine activity; frizzled binding
Source: RefSeq, a predicted model, not a curated record
UAUUAAUUCGAGCGCUCUCUGAAAAGCUCCGAUGAAGGCGACAUUGCGUCAUUUUCAGGGCGACUUGAUUUCGAUGGGUUGGAGGUUUUAAUCACUUUUUGAAUGCGGGUUUUAUUAGCUGGUUUGAAUGACACCCUCUUAAACUGUUGACACCUGGUUAAUUCCAAUUCUAGCCUUUUAUUAGGCAUUUAGGAAAAGACACGUCUACAGAGUAUUGCAACAAAAAAAAAACGUGCGGUUCCCUCAACUGGAAAGAAAACCAAACCCAAAGCGAUUUUCGUUGGACAGCCGGCGGCGAGUUAAUCAAUCGAAGAACAUGAGGUUUCUUUGGAUCUUCGUUAUUUGUUUAUGUUUCUCUAAAGAGAGCGAGUCAGUUUGGUGGACGUUAGGGACACACACGCCACUUUCUACGGAUCCGGCAAAGAAGGCAGCUCUUAUGUGUUUUACAACUCCACAGCUUAACACAAAACAAAGAGACCUCUGCCGGAGACACCCAACUCUGAUGGCUAGUGUCGCUAAGGGAGCGAAAGAAGCCGUCGAAGAAUGCCAGAUUCAGUUUCGUUUGAGACGAUGGAACUGUUCUGCUGUGCCUGAAUCAGGUACACUAUUCGAUCCCAUACUGAAACGAGCAAGUCCAGAGUCAGCUUAUCUACACGCCAUUACAGCAGCUGGUGUCGCCCAUGCUGUCACGGCCUCCUGUAGCGCUGGCGAUACUGAGAGUUGUGACUGUGACCGUUCACUGAGUGGCGCAACACAGAAGGGUUGGACUUGGUCAGGUUGUAGUAGUAACAUCAAGUUUGGAAGUUGGUUUUCAGAGCAGUUCACUGACGCUCGAGCGAGAGGAAACAGUCCACGAGCGGUCAUGAACAGACACAACAGCAAAGCGGGAAGGAAGGCGCUGUCGAAAUUAAUGUGGCGAAAAUGCAAAUGCCAUGGUUUAUCCGGCUCAUGCUCCUUGAAAACGUGUUGGAUGCAACAACCUUCUUUCCGUCAAGUCGGUGAUCAUCUUAAACAAAAGUACGACAGUGCAGCGGAAAUGAUUAUCAAACUGAACAGGAGAGGAAAAGAAAGACUGAAACCAAGAUACACUCACUUAAAGCGACCUACAGAUGCAGACUUACUAUACUACCAACCAUCACCCAAUUACUGUGACGCUGAUGCAAGCGAGGGAACCCUCGGGACUGCGGGUCGUGAGUGCAACAUUUCCUCUUCUGGAAUCGACGGUUGUGAGUUGUUGUGUUGUGGGCGUGGCCACAACAUUCAGCAGGUCAAGGUUACACGAAAUUGCAAUUGUAUAUUUCUUUGGUGUUGUCAAGUGAAAUGUCAGAAGUGUAAGGAGAUUGUGAACAUGUACACUUGUAAGUAAUUUUUCUAAGCCAGGACAGAAAAACUGUAAAAUAUAUUUUUGUUAACUUGUAGAUAUUUCGAGCGACUUCUCGUAAAUUCGUUCUGAAAAGCUAACAUUAUCGCCGGCAUUCGGAUUUAGCGGUCAACUGUGAGAUUUUAGGUGUUUCUCUAAUACAGAAAGCCUUCUUUGGUCACAAAUACAAUGUUCCACAAAAAGACAGGGAAAGCCCGAAUGCGACUUAAACUUAAGUUAUAGAUAAUAUAAGUUAAGAUGCGAACUGUUAAGCCAAAGGCUAACAGAGAUUUCCAUAUCAAAGUGGACUAUAAAUCUAGCAAAGAUGGGUUGGGGGAGAGAUUACAUCAUGGUUGAGCCGUUCUUGAGAAUUUUCAUUAAUCAUAUCAGAUUAAACGCUUUUAAUAAAAUCCAAAAUAUAUAGUUGUUAAUUACUAGAACUACGUAGGCAAGAAUAGCGUUAUAGAAAAUCGUUAAUUUGUUUUGUUUUAUAAGGUAGAUGGUGGAUUAAGUUGACAUGUACAUAUUGUAUCAUAAAAAAACAGCAAAAGAAUCUUGUAAUAAGACACUUGUUUUUAGAUAUAAAAUAAACAAAAUUUGGGAGAAAAGUAGGUAGUUUAUCAACUUUCUCAAUGUUGGUCUGUGAGCGUUGAAAGAGAAGGUGAGGUGGAGAGUAGACGGCCACAAAAACAACCCCAGCGAAAUAUACAACCGUUUUGGACGUAGGCCCAGGGUCUGUCAGGUGAACUUCAUGACCUCGUAACGGACGGAAACACAGAAAUUUCUGGGACAUUUUUUAAAAGCAGUUUUCUCGUCAAACUUACAAAAUAAAACUUGCUGAUUUGCAGGUAAGCCAUGCAGUGCAGUCUUGUUUUCCCCAAUGUUUCAUACUUUUUAUUCACUUAAAUGACUGACUGGCCGACUGACUGACUGGCUGACUGGCCGACUGGGCGACUGGCUGACUGACCGAUCGAGUUUAAAAAAGAUAGAUAAAAUCGCUUUUAGGGGGCGGGAAAAAAUCCAUGAACUUGAAAAUAGAUUUUAACCAGCUAGCCUGAGAAGUUGGCAGUUUCAGUGUUUUUUUAUUUAUUUAAUUUUAUUUUCGGUGGUCUUUCGUGGCGCACGGAAAAGUGAUUCAGACGCUCGCAUUUAGAUGAAGAAUACAAAAGCAAAAACCGACACAACGUAGGAUGAU